AUGGAGGUCCACGUCCGGAAUGUUCCAAUUCAAUCAAAUGACAAAAGCUUGCGCAACUGUCUCAAACCAUGGUUCGCUAAAUUAUCUAUCCAGGAUGUCGACUGCCAGAAAGGCCAAGGAAAGCCCUUUGCGUCGUUGACUUUUCUCAGCAUCGAUGACGGCCAGAAGUUCCUUGCCCGUCAUGGUCAAGUCAAAGCACUUGGCCGUGAGCGGCUAUUGAAGAGAGCAGUUGAGAUGAUCAAAUUCCAGGGUUCGCCCAUAUACUUCGAGAAAAGCACACGGGAAGCUAGUCCUUUCCUUCUAAGAUCGCUUCGUAGAGAAUCGGAAGAGCGCGCAAAGCAAAUUCCUGCAGCAAAACAUAAACACGAUCUUGCUCGAUUCAACAAAGAACCUAUCAGACUCGCUUCUACUUCUGUCGCUGUGGGAUCCUGGGAUGUUGAAGAAAAUGAGGUGGUGUUCUCACCACAAAUUACAUGGAAUGUACGCGGCACUGCAGUAUUCGGUCAGCGUGUCAUGAUGCUAACGCUCGAUUCUGGUAUUCGCCUGGACUUCAGAUAUGCUAGCACACUGGAGGUCACCACACAAGAUGGCAAUGACCCCGCUGUGACCUUUACAAUGUGGGAGGUUCCAAGAUUUUUCGAGAAGGUUGUCGAUGAUCCCAUCGAAGAACUCAUUGCUCGCUUGGGUUUGGGCCAGAGACCUCCACCCUCCCCACCGCGCGAUGGACUGCGUCGUAAAGGUCCUGAUCGAUUUCGUCUCCCAUUCAUCGACCAACAGCAUGAAAGCAUUGCGGGAUGCUGUCUAGUGUACCGCAUUGCUUUGGAAAGAUACCAGUAUACCCAGUCUUAUAUGGUCGUUGAACUGGGAGGUCUUAUGGAGAGCCUCAAACACACAAGUGGCAUGCCUGUGGUGCUGCACCAGACGACCCGUGUUGCUUGUUCUCCAAAAGUCUAUGCGAAGGGAUUAACCGAGUUGAGAGGCUGGCUAGCAAGCCCGAAUUGCCCGUUGUCAUUUGGUCUGAAGUUCCAAAUACAGGUUCUUGCCCAAGAUGGAUAUCUUUCGCCAUUUACUAUUCUCAAACUUCUACCAGUUUUCAUCGAACUGUCUCAGCUUUGUGAAACGAACGUAGUUGUCAGUGCAACUAGGAAAUUUGCAAAUAGCAUUAGCUAUCACCGCCCAGAGACUGAUGCAGCAGAUUUUGACGUUCAAACCUUAUCGAAAACUCUCCGAGAUUGUAGAGAUGUGGCGGAGAAAGAGAUGAAAGGUGGGUACGAGUCAGCAGUCGUCUCUGAGAAUGUUGCGACUAUUCAUAGGGCUAGAGUCACCCCCUCAACUAUUCGCUUACAUGGACCUGAACCCGAAAGUAACAAUCGUGUUCUGCGAAGGUAUCCAUAUCAUCACGGCCAUUUCUUGCGCGUACAGUUUUGUGAUGAAGAUGGGCAACCCGUUCGGUUCAAUCCUCGCGUAUCCAAUGAAAGAAUACUACAAGGGAGAUUCAAGGAAAUUUUUAAGAGUGGAAUCAAGAUCGCAGAGCGCUGUUAUACUUUCCUCGGCUAUUCGCAUUCUUCUCUUAGAGCACAAUCCGUAUGGUUCUAUAACCCUUUCGUCUUUGAGGGCCGACUUCAGAUAUAUCACACCAUUAUUGAAGAUUUAGGGAAUUUUGUUGACAUUCAGUGCCCUGCUAAGUGCGCAGCACGAAUCGGACAAACAUUCUCUGAUACUCGUACUGCUGUCAGGAUUGAUCUGAGACACGUCCAGGAAAUACCCGAUGUCGAGAGGAAUGGUCGCACAUUUAGCGAUGGGGUUGGCACAAUGUCUAAAGCAAUGGCCAGGACUAUUUGGGAACGCCUGCCAAAGAAGCGACUUGUACCACCUACGUGUCUACAGAUCCGCUUUCAAGGCGCGAAAGGGAUGAUUUCCCUCGACAGCCGCCUCAAAGGAAACGUCCUUGUGGUUCGCGAUUCGAUGAUUAAGUUCAGGGGCUCCAAAUCUGCAGAUUUGGAGAUCUGUGAAGCAGCCUAUAGACCAUUGCCGAUGUAUCUCAAUCGACAGCUCAUAAAGAUAUUGGAGGACAUGGGCGUUGAGGAUGAUUAUUUUCUUAACCUCCAAGCAAGAGAAGUUGAAUCUCUUCGGGCGGCUGCUGAUAACCCCAUGAGUGCCUCGAAGUUUCUCACCAAACAAUCCAUUGGCGAAACCGUUCACCUGCCUUGGCUCAUCAUUGAGCUUGCAAUGCUUAAUCUAGAUUUUGUUCAUGAUGAGUUCUUGAAAGACACUGUUGAGUUGGCUCUAUUAUCUGAACUUCGCAAACUUAAACACAAAACAAGAAUUCCCGUCGAGAAAGGCUAUCACCUUCACGGAAUUAUGGAUGAAACUGGUUUCUUGGAAGAAGGACAAAUCUUUUGCGCUGUCCUCGAAGAUGACAGACCAUAUUAUAUUGUUGGCAAAGAUUUGAUCGUGUCGAGAUCACCGGCUCUUCACCCUGGGGAUGUGCAGCUUGUGGAAGGCGUUAUGCCGCCGACUGAUUCUCCACUAAUGCUACUGUCAAACUGUAUAUGCUUCAGUCAAAAGGGUGCGCGCGACCUACCAAGUAAGCUGAGUGGCGGAGAUCUGGAUGGGGAUCGAUACUAUAUCAUGUGGGACGAACUGGCUCGCCCUAAGAGAACAUUCGCGGCCGCAGACUAUCCCAAGGUUAGUCCCGUGAACAUUGGCCGAAGAGUAGAACGUGAGGACAUGAGCGAUUUCUUCCUACAGUUCAUGGAGUCGGACCAGCUAGGUCGCAUCGCUGUCAACCAUCGCGUUAAAGCUGAUCAGCGACCUGGAGGGACUAAUGAUCCAGAAUGCCUCUUGAUGGCAGAAAUGCAUUCGACUGCCGUAGACUUCUCCAAGACCGGGAUACCCGUGGACAUGAGCAGAAUGCCAUUUGGUAACAAAUAUCGUCCUGACUUUGAAGCACCUGGUCCUCAUGUGCACAUUGAAGAAGAUGGCAUCAAUUUCGAUGAUCCAACUUUCGAAGACCCCAUGGAAAUUGAGGACGAAGAUGACGAGUAUUCUACUUAUCGCUACUACAAGAGUGAAAAGAUUCUUGGGAAACUCUAUCGUGCCAUUGACGAACGCGAGAUCUUUGCAAAAAUACAAGCCCGGGUGGAGGCGGAAGGUAGUGCUCGCCGGUCACGUAUUAUUGAUAAGGUCUGGGAAUAUGUUCAGAAAAGGGUUGUGGGUAUCCAGUGGGAGUAUCUCUUAGACCAAGCUUCUGAUAUCCGCGACAUGUAUGAAGACUGUCUCCGCGAUACUAUGGUUGAAUACAGUAGCCAUCCAUCCCGCCCUCUUUCGGAGCUCGAAGCUUUCACAGGCAACAUCCUAGGGAAAACGGGCAUUCAAAAUAAAUACCAGCGUGAGCGAUCCAAGACAAUGAAGGAGAAGUUCGACCUGGAUGCAACUUGGAUUAUCAACUGCAUCAUAAAGGAUGGUGACAAGCCCUCGGAUGAAGCGCUAGCAAUGAGUAUAGCUUGUUUCGCGGUCAGCUUAGAGGACACAAACCCGUACCUUGGGAAGAUGCCACUGAGCAGUUUCAAGUAUGUUGCUGCUGCAGUAUGCUUGAGGGAGGUUGCCAAUUUACCCGGAUGGUCUGAACUCCCAAAGCUCGAUAUAUUCAACACAGCUCGCUAG
Glarea lozoyensis ATCC 20868 is the source of this 3666-nucleotide messenger RNA. RefSeq names its product RNA-binding, RBD. Gene Ontology annotation, biological process: siRNA processing. Gene Ontology annotation, cellular component: nuclear RNA-directed RNA polymerase complex. Gene Ontology annotation, molecular function: nucleic acid binding; RNA-directed RNA polymerase activity. Lineage: Eukaryota; Fungi; Ascomycota; Leotiomycetes; Helotiales; Helotiaceae. The transcript is spliced from 5 exons. The record is from RefSeq and is a predicted model, not a curated record. Bases 1 to 3666 code for a protein of 1221 amino acids.